This is a messenger RNA of Pedinophyceae sp. YPF-701, 627 nucleotides long. The record is from the annotation of a GenBank genome assembly. Lineage: Eukaryota; Viridiplantae; Chlorophyta; Pedinophyceae.
AUGACGGAGGUGUUCCUGCACGUUUACGACGUGCAGUCUGACUCGGAAAAGACCAACACGCGUCUGAAGAACUUCAAUUGGUUUGUGAAGGACGUCGUGGGCGUCGGGGGGAUCUUUCACGGGGCGAUCGAGGUGCUGGGAUACGAGUGGUCGUUCGGGUACUGCGAGGAGGGAUCGGGGGUGUAUCCGUGUCGCCCGAAAGUGAACCCGAUGUACAACUACAAGGAGACGGUCAGUCUGGGGCACACGGCGCUCAGCACGGAGGAAAUCAAGGCCAUCUUGCGUGAUAUGCAAUACCACUGGCCGGGGCAGUCGUACCACAUCCUCGACCGCAACUGCAACGGCUUCUGCGAGGAGCUCGCGCGGCGCCUCGGGGUCAAGGUGCCCCCCGGCUGGCUAAAUCGCCUGGCGCGCGGGAGCUCGGGCGUCAUCGGGGCGUACAACACGGUCUCCGGCGCGUGCAGCAAGAUGUACGCGGACAUCAAGAGCUGGGUCAACACGAAGCCCGCGAACCCGCCCGUCGGCGGCGAGCCCCUCAUACAAGGAGCCGACCAGGGCGGCAUGCAGCGACAACCGCGCUACGUGCAGCGGGUCGUGCCGCCCGAGGACGCAGUGGUCCAGCGCUGA